GACGUGUCCGUCCUAGCUCAAGCGCCAGGGACCGUGGGUGGUAGGCGACGCCGUGAAGUGAGCGCAGCCAGGGAUGACUCUCAAAUCGACCGGUGGUCGUUUCUACAGCACUCGUUGCUGCGUCUUCUGCCAUGUUCGAACCGGGACCAUCGUCCUCGGGGCUUGGUACAUGGUGGUGAACUUGCUGAUGGGCAUUUUGUUGACUGUGGCAGUUACUCACCCUGAAAGGGUGGCCCCACUGGACCUACAGUAUGAAGUUAUUGGAAACUACUAUUCCUCAGAUAGAGUGACGGAAAAUGCUUGUGUUGGGUUUACCAUCUCUCUUUUGAUGUUUACUAUCAGUGCCAUGUUGGUGUAUGGCGCUAUUACUCAUCGUGGAGGAUGGCUGAUUCCAUUCUUCUGCUACUUGCUGUUCAAUUUUGCUCUGUCUUGCCUUGUUGCCAUCAGCUCUCUCACCUAUGUACCCAGGAUCAAGGACUAUAUUGACCAAUUGCCGGAUUUUCCUUACAAGGAUGACCUCCUUGCUUUGGACUCGAGUUGUCUUCUCCUGAUGGUUCUGCUUACCUUUACCAUUAUCAUAACUGUUAAGGCUUACUUCAUAAACUGUGUCUGGAACUGCUACAAGUACAUCAACAAUAGGAACACACCUGAGAUCGCUGUGUAUCCAGCUUUUGAAACACCCAUUCAGUAUGUGCUGCCAACCUAUGAAAUGGCAGUGAAGAUGCCAGAAAAAGAACCUCCACCUCCAUACAUGCCUGCUUGAAUAUAAUGUAAAUCAAAGCAAAUGAGUGUUUUUUCUUAAAUUUGAACUUUGUUAUCUUGCAUUUAAGCUUUGAUACUUUGUAACAGCAAUAUGUUUGGGUAAAUUCUUGAGUACCUAGGAGAUUAUAUUUUGUAUGUAAACAGGAUUAAAACUUAAACCUUUAUCAAUUACUUUUAAACUAUUUCUUGUUAAUUAGUUGAGUGAACGUUUUUGAUCCUUCUGCUUUAGUACAGUAUUUUCCUUUGAAUUGCCCUUCAUUUAAAAAAUUGGCUAGGGUUUAUCUUGUAACUGAGUGGUAAGUUGAUUGCUUUAAGGAAUGUCGAGGACCAAGCCCGUCAUGAAUUUGAAACUUAAUCCAGAUGCUUUUGCUGAGAGAUGGUGCAGAACUUGAAAUUGCAGUACUUGACUUCUACCACUGGAGGUUCCAAGUGAUCCAUUAUUAAACCUCCAAAGGCAGAAAUGAUGUGACUGCAGAGUAUAUUUCCCCUGAUCUGUCCAACUUUUUGUGGGCUGUAGGUUUCAACAGUUGGUUGAUUGUCUAUUUGCAACAAGAAAAUGUGCUGUUGAAUGAACGGGUCAAAUGUAUUUGUCUUGUCCUCUUCUCAAAUUGAUUUAAGAUUCUUCUUGGUAUAAUUUGGAUCUGUUUUCAGUGUGAGGAAAUAAAGACCGUUGCUGUUUUCUGCAUUAUAUAGCUGAUAA
Messenger RNA from Mobula hypostoma (lesser devil ray), 1462 nucleotides. It is a transcript of the gene laptm4a, whose product is annotated as lysosomal protein transmembrane 4 alpha. Gene Ontology annotation, cellular component: lysosomal membrane. The record is from RefSeq and is a predicted model, not a curated record. The coding region runs from base 74 to 763 and encodes 229 amino acids. The transcript is spliced from 7 exons. Lineage: Eukaryota; Metazoa; Chordata; Chondrichthyes; Myliobatiformes; Myliobatidae.